AGAAAGAAUAGAUGGAAGCCUCACAGAGUAAAAGUACUUACAAAGAUAUCGAUGUGAUUAACGAGGAAACAGAAAGCUUUGAUCCAUUAGAACGUCCCACGUCUGCGAGGAAGAGGUCUGCAAAUACCGGAAGAGAGGUUUUUGAACUGCUAGAACAUCAACGUGGGCCUGAAUCACACGAUGAAACGCCCGGCGAAUCCAUCACAAGAGUGCAGAGCUUUGAAGAACGUCAAUUGAAGAAAAAUGGAUGGUGGGAUCUAUGGGGGUAUGAAGAAUUCGGAAGUGAAUUGUUGGAGAACAACGGGGCAGUUGCAAGAGACCAUAUGGCAAAUGAAAGAACCUUUCUCUCAUGGAUCAGAACGUCAAUGGCAAUGGCCACAGCAGGUGUCGGCGUGACCCAAUUGUUCAAACUUGUCAAGAGCAACUCAGAGACGGACAUUGUCGCUAAACUAGGACGGCCCGUAGGUGCGUGUCUUGUACUUAUAGGGGUUAUAUGUGUACUCAUGGGAACACAUAGGUUCUUUAGAACACAGUACCUACUCAAGGAGAAUAGAUAUCCACCUGCAAAGCUCACGGUGUAUAUCUUGGUCUUUCUGGUGUUUAGUCUCUCUGUUGUAACAUUGGUGGCUGUGAUCAUGGCAAAGAACGAAUAGUCGGAAUAAACUUAAUAUCAAU
Williopsis jadinii is the source of this 675-nucleotide messenger RNA. Its product is annotated as YidH family protein. The transcript has 3 exons. Bases 12 to 653 code for a protein of 213 amino acids. The record is from RefSeq and is a predicted model, not a curated record. Lineage: Eukaryota; Fungi; Ascomycota; Saccharomycetes; Phaffomycetales; Wickerhamomycetaceae.